This is a messenger RNA of Monodelphis domestica (gray short-tailed opossum), 1709 nucleotides long. It is a transcript of the gene GYPC, whose product is annotated as glycophorin C (Gerbich blood group). The record is from RefSeq and is a predicted model, not a curated record. Gene Ontology annotation, cellular component: membrane; cortical cytoskeleton. NCBI's taxonomy places the organism in Eukaryota, Metazoa, Chordata, Mammalia, Didelphimorphia, Didelphidae.
AGAGAGAGAGAGAGAGAGAGAGAGAGAGAGAGAGAGGAGAGAAAAGAAAGGAGAGAGAGAGAAGAGAAAGGAGAGAGGAGAGAAAAGAGAGUGAGAGAGAAAGGGAGAGUGAGAGGGAGAAAGAGGCAGAGGGAAGAGAAAAGAGAGGAAAGAAAAGAGAAAAGAGAGAAAGGAGAGGAGAGAUAAAGAGUGAAAGGAGAGAGAAGAGAGAAAGAAGAGAAGAAAGAAAAGAGAGGAGAGAAAAGAGAGAGAAGGAAAAAAGAGUGAAAGGAGAGAGAAAAGAGAGAGGAGAGAGGGAAAGAAGAGAGCAGAGAAAAGAGAGAGAAAGGAGAGAGGAAAGUAAAGAGAGAGAAGGAGAAAAGAGUGAAAGGGGAGAGAAGAGAAAAGAGAGGAGAAAGGGAGAUAGAGAGGAGAGGGAGAGAGAGAGAAAAGAGAGAAAAGAGAAAGAGAGGAGAGAAAAGAGAGGGAAAGGAGAGGGAAGGAAGAAGAGAGAGAGGAAGAGAGGGGGGAGAGGGAGAGAGGUGUAUGCAAGUGAGCAUGUUCUGGGGCAUGUAUUCGUUUAAAAAAAAAAAGCCCAGUUAGCUAAUAUUGAAAAGGAAAAACAAAAAGGAAAAAACAAAACAAAACUAACAACUCUGCCUAUCUCCAAAUUUGAGCCCCUCCCCUCAGCAUGUGAGCUGAAAAAGAGAAUGACACAUGUGCUGUUUCCUUUCCCAGUUGUCGAAGGGUCAGGAACCAGACAAGAACAAGAGGAGACUUCUCCAGGAGACUCUUGCCUUUUACUGAUACUUCCAGCUGUUCUGCUCAAUCUCUCCAGCCUUCCCUACACCAAAGGAGAUCAGUGGCCCAGGGCGCUCUGGAGUCUGUCAGUUAUGAGUAACCCAAACAGCUCAGCCGUCAAUGACAACGGAGACGUGAGACUCACUUCGGUGACUGAAAUUGCCAUUAUUACCGGUGUGAUUGCUGCUGUGGCCUUUGUCCUCAUCUGCCUCCUGCUUGUAAUUCUGCAUUACAUGUUCCGGCACAAGGGCACCUACUACACAAAUGAAGACAAGGGGACAGAGUUUGCAGAGAGUGCUGAAGAAGCCCUGAAAAAUGACCCGAACCUUCAAGAACCUGGAGAUGAGAGCAAAAAAGAAUAUUUCAUAUGAGAAAAAAAAAGAAUGAUUUCUCCCUACCUAAAGAAAAGUCACCAUACAGAGAUUUUUUUCAUAGUGCUCCUCAUCCCAGAGGAUACACCUUCCAACCCUAUAUCUGCGAGAGAGGAGAGCCCCAUGCUAUGGCUCUUUUGAGGGGAAGCUGCAGCUACCACCACCCCCAUUUCAAGGCCAUUUUCUUUUUUCAGGGAGAACUGAAUGCCAGAUUGGGGGUUAUUGAUUUCAUUUGCAAUACAGAUGGUCACCGUUAAAUUCAAUGUCAGAUGGAAGCAGGGGCAUGGGGUAGGGGAGGGAGUGGAACAGGAAAUUUAAUCAUUAAUAUACUGACAGGGCAUAAUGAUAUCAAAUGUCAGUCCUUGACAUCUAAGGAAAACAACAGGUGCCAAUGCAAAAAAGGAUGCCUUAGCAGCAGAGAUGCGCAUGUCCCACUGAUAUAUAGCAGAGCUAUUGGAAAUAAAUUUUAUAUGGUAAUAGAACAUUCUGAACCAGAUAACAUUGUGAUUAUAUGGAAAACCAGAAAACAUGGCUCAGUGUCCUGCCAGAGACUUCUCA